AUGGGUUCAAGACAGAGACACGAUGUCUUACCACCACCCAAUUGGCCAGAAUCCAUAACAUAUAUUCAAAAACCACGAUUAUCAACAAAUUUUCCUUCUCCUCUAAUCCCCCUCAUAUCUCCAAGUGGGUCUUUUAAUCCUAGUAUAACAAAACAUCCUUCUCAUGUUCAAAUCAGAUGUAUAUCUCAAGUCAGCCAUCCGGCAAAUGGUCAGAAUGGGUUAUUCGCAAAAACCAAGAUAAAACCAAAUGAGUUGAUCAUACCUUAUAACGGUGUCAUACAUUCUAGUUUCAUAUCUGAAAAUACAUAUCAUGAUGAUCAAGCCAAAAAUGGUAUGGAUAACGAUAAUGUCAAAGGUAACGAUAAACAAAGACCAGAUGAGUUAGACGAACAUGAAGAGAGUGAUUAUGAUUUAUCCCUUCUACGUAUAUCAUCAUCUCAAAUCAAUAAUCCUUUUCCAGGAUAUCAUGUCUCGAUUGGAAUUGACGCUGCCCAAAUGGGUAAUGCAGCUAGAUUCGUUAAUGAUUAUCGAGGUGUCAAAAAUCAACCGAAUGCUGAAUUCAGAAUUGGGAAUGGUGAAAAGGGUGAAUUGAGAAUGGAAAUCUGGACUUUGAAGAAAUCAAUGGGUAUUUCAAAAGGUGAUGAAAUAUUGGUUAGUUAUGGUAAAGGUUGGUGGGGGUCUAGAAAAUAA
Kwoniella shivajii is the source of this 690-nucleotide messenger RNA. RefSeq lists its product as uncharacterized. The transcript has a single exon. Gene Ontology annotation, molecular function: protein binding. The record is from RefSeq and is a predicted model, not a curated record. Bases 1 to 690 code for a protein of 229 amino acids. Lineage: Eukaryota; Fungi; Basidiomycota; Tremellomycetes; Tremellales; Cryptococcaceae.